Molecule: messenger RNA, 411 nt
Organism: Carcharodon carcharias (great white shark)
Lineage: Eukaryota; Metazoa; Chordata; Chondrichthyes; Lamniformes; Lamnidae
Product: histone H2A, sperm-like
Exons: 1
Coding region: 1-411 (136 amino acids)
Cellular component (GO): nucleosome
Molecular function (GO): structural constituent of chromatin; protein heterodimerization activity; DNA binding
Source: RefSeq, a predicted model, not a curated record
AUGACAGACCGGGGUCAAAUUAUGGACAAAUCCAAGGACAGGCCAAAAUCUCGCUCAUCCAGGUCAGGCUUGCAAUUCCCAGUUGGGCGAGUGAACCGAUUGUUGAAGAGGGGCAAAUACGCUGAGAGAAUUGGGGCUGGGGCACCGAUUUUCUUGGCAGCUGUUCUCGAAUACCUGGUGGCUGAGGUGGUGGAAUUAGCUGGAGCCGCCGCCAGCGACAACCAGAAGCACCGGAUCGCCCCUCGUCACAUCCAAUUAGCGGUGAGGAACGAUGCUGAGCUCUUACAGCUCCUCGGAGAUGUGACGAUCCCGCAGGGAGGAGUACUACCAAACAUCCAGACUCAGCUCUUACCAAAGAAAACCGCUAAGGGCGCGGGAGAAACUAAGGAUCUUGGCUCCUUGGAAUUUUGA